UAUUAUUUAGAUAUCAGUGCAUUGUUUUUUUUACGGAAAUUUAUCGCGAAAAUUCAAAAACGACCUCGAAGAUCAUCCGUGAAAAUUUCUAAAAUUACCAUUUAACUUUUCUGUUCUUUGUUGCUUUGCGGUGUUGAACCGUCAGGACGAGUUUCGCACGGGAAGGAAAAUUUGUCGUGGUGCUGGUCAGUUGUCUGUAUUUGAUAUUUCCUACAGCUAUGGCCUGGCGCUCACGGGGAUUGAGUAAUGCUGAUCUGGUUCGCCAACUUCAAGAACAUGGCAUAAUCAAAAGCGAAGCCGUUGCACAGGCAAUGACGGCUACAGAUCGGAAACACUACGUUGCUAGUAACCUGAACCCUUAUAUUGAUACACCCCAACGUAUCGGCCAUGGUGCUACUAUUAGUGCCCCUCAUAUACAUGCAUAUGCCCUCGAGCUCCUGGAAAAUUAUUUAAAAGCAGACAGUAAAAUUUUGGACGUCGGAUCUGGAUCCGGAUAUUUAACAGCUUGUUUCGCUCGUUACAUUAUGAAAAAGGAAAAUGCUACCGGGUUCGUGGUUGGUAUUGAGCACCAUCCAAAGAUAGUUGAGCUAGGACGUAACAAUAUCAGAGCGGAUGACGAGUCACUAAUUGAUAGCGGGAAGAUAAUUCUAGUCGAGGGAGAUGGCCGCCUGGGCUACAAAGAACACGCCCCAUACGAUUGCAUCCAUGUUGGUGCUGCUGCUCCGGAGACACCCCAAGAACUAAUAAAUCAGCUGAAACCCGGAGGUCGUCUUUUAGUCCCGGUUGGCCCGGACGGCGGAACACAAUACUUGGAACAGUACGAUAAAGAUGCUAAUGGGAAGGUUACCAAGUCCCGCCUCAUGGGUGUGAUGUAUGUGCCCUUGACGGAUUUGCACUCGUGAUGCCCAAGCCGAGCAAGCUGCUGUCUAACGGUACGAGUCGUACUGAUGCUGAUGAUGCUUCUUCUGUUUGGUUACAGUCUUAAGAGAAGAUUUUUCUAGAGGUAUCUAGUUCGCAGGCAGCAGGUCUAUAGCAAGUAAAGUUUUGAGUUUUGAAAUGAGUUUUAGCUUUGUAAUGAGUUUGUUAUUUAUAUGCAGCGUUUGUUUCGAGAAUUUCUGAUCGCCGAGAAAUUAGUUCAUUAACACAAGUAUCAUUUAUUCUACUCGGUAGGUACCAGAAUAUAAAUAUUAGCAAGUAUUUUUUCUUAGGUGAAUGCAAAUCCUACCAAUGCAAUCAAAAGAUCUAAUAAUAGUUAAAACCCUAUCAAGAUGCUUAAAUGGAACAUGAAAGCUGUACAAACCGCCAUUAGAAGAUCAGGCGGUUUCGAUAGCUGUUUAAAGGGAACGAAGAACUACCUUCAAAAUGAUUUUCAUGCUGAUUUUAAUUAGAUGAACAACAUGAAAUGUUUGUUAAGGUUAUUAAACUUUUUAUUAAUCUUCAAAGUUAACCAGUAUGCUUAUAUAAACCAGACACACACCGGCUCUACUAUGCAUAUCUUCAAAAAAAAUCGUAGUUCUGUUUUUAACAUAAUAAUAAUGUACUGGAUAGUGUAAGCUGCUCUUAUAUUCGAACUUUUGGUUGCUUGGAAUAGUUUUAUUUUAAGUCGUUGGUACUACAUUCACCACAUUUUGUACCAGAUCGCAGAUAAAACAAGUCGCUGGUUAGUAGAGUUAUUUGCAAAUAAACCUUGAAUUGAUUAUCGGACAUAAUUCCUUCAGUUAUUGUUAUUGCGCGUUCCAUGCUAAAUUUAAACGAAUGUAAUUUUUAUUUGAACAUUUUAAAUAAAGCUACGAAUCAGAUAA
This is a messenger RNA of Topomyia yanbarensis, 1802 nucleotides long. RefSeq names its product protein-L-isoaspartate(D-aspartate) O-methyltransferase (gene Pcmt). Gene Ontology annotation, molecular function: protein-L-isoaspartate (D-aspartate) O-methyltransferase activity. The coding region runs from base 219 to 902 and encodes 227 amino acids. Gene Ontology annotation, cellular component: cytoplasm. Gene Ontology annotation, biological process: protein modification process. Lineage: Eukaryota; Metazoa; Arthropoda; Insecta; Diptera; Culicidae. The transcript has 4 exons. The record is from RefSeq and is a predicted model, not a curated record.